Equus caballus (horse) is the source of this 3557-nucleotide messenger RNA. Its product is annotated as orphan sodium- and chloride-dependent neurotransmitter transporter NTT5-like. Lineage: Eukaryota; Metazoa; Chordata; Mammalia; Perissodactyla; Equidae. Gene Ontology annotation, biological process: sodium ion transmembrane transport. Gene Ontology annotation, cellular component: plasma membrane. The record is from RefSeq and is a predicted model, not a curated record.
GUUGGGCACGUGGUCCAAAGGGCGCGGCUAGAAAGGCAGCGGCGCAUGCGCAGGUGGAGGGCGUGUGCUUGUGCGCGCGCGCGCGCGCGCGCACGUAGAGAGGAAGCGCAUGCAGAGAGGGCGGAGUGGCGAGCUCCGCGAGCUCAGGAGGGGGCGCAGCGGGAGCAGCAGCGCAUGCGCAGAGGAACGGCGGGAAGGGAGGCGCCUGAGGCGGAGCGAGGAGCGUCGCGCACCGGCCUGACGAGGCCUGAAGGGGCCCGAGGGGGUAGCUGGGCUUCUCAGUUGAGGCUUCUUCACCCUCCUUUUCGUCUGACUGACUAAGACGGAAGAGCCCAGGCCCCCAGCCUAGGUGGAACCCGGAAUCAGUGUCCGCAACAUGAGUUAUGGGAAUGGGACGUCCUCCUCGUGUGUGUGAGGACUGUCACCUCGCAGCUGCUGGCAGGCGAGUUGUCGUGAAGAUUGGUGCUUUUUAGGAGCCAAUCCGUGAUCUUGCAUCAUAUUUAGUUGUCAUGUCUCCUUAGUCUCCUCUGCUCUACUGGAGUUCAGGAUAUUGGAAAAACUACCACAGAAGUGAAGUGCCCUUCUCAUCACAUCACGUUAGAAGGCACAUGAUAUCCGCCUGACAUCACUGCAAUGAAUGAGAGUUCCUGUUGCUCCACAUCCUCACCAGCAUUUUGGCGUUGCUAUGUUCUGGAUUUUGAUUGUUCUAACAGCAUUUCCUGAGCUACUAAGAACUCUUUGGAAACAGUGUGUCUCACAGCCGAUUAUCCAGGUGACCUGGAUGUGCCAGUGCUGCCUUGAUGCCCACCCACUGCCUCUGCUUUUGGAUGAACAUUUGAGGAGCCAACAAAAGAUGAGAAUGGCAGAAGCACAGAGAACAAAGAGGAGGGUGGCUCCAGAUGAGAGGUCUACUCAGCAAGGCAGACCCUCCCUUGAAAACACUGGAGCUGCUCCAGAGAGUCAGCCUGGAAUGAAGACAGAGGCCCAGGCUUCAGAACCUUCACUGUCAAAAACCCCAUCUACUGAGCUUUCUGAGAGUUCCCCAGGAAGCCAAAUUUGGGAUAAAGUACGCAGAGCCACCUGGUCUCCGACAUCCUGGGUUUCAGAGGCCCAGGGUUUGGAGGCCCGGGCUGCGAAGGCUCGGGCCUGGGAGGCUCAAGCUUUUGAGGCUCAGAGCAGAGCCAGCCAAUCCAAGCAAAACUCUGUAUUGCGGAUGAUAGCUGCCCCACUGGCAAAACGGAAACACUUACCUGAGAAGCUGCAGGUGCCAGAGAAGGAAAAGAGUAAGGUCCUCUUCACCCGUCCAGUCUGGUCCAACAAGGUUGAGUACAUCCUGGCCCAGGUGGGCUACUCCGUGAGGCCAGGUGAUCUCUGGCAUUUUACCUUCCUGUGGCUUCACAACGGAGGUUGCAGUUUUCUCCUUAUCUACAUCUUCAUGAUGUUCUUGAUCGGGAUUCCUCUUCUCUUCCUGGAGAUGGCAGCUGGUCAGAGGUUGCGUCGGGGCAGCAUUGAUGUAUGGAAGCUCAUCAGCCCCUGGAUUGGUGGUGUGGGGUAUACCAGCUUCCUGGUGUGCUUCAUCGGUGGCUUGUACUUGAAUGUGGUCAAUGCCUGGACUCUCUCUUACUUGAGCCAGUCCUUCCAGUUUCACCUUCCAUGGGAGAAAUGUCCCUUAGUGAAGAACUCCACUGACUUUGAUCCUGAAUGUGCACAGACGACACCCUCCAUGUACUUCUGGUACCGGCUGACCUUGAAGGCCUCAGACAGAAUUGAGGAUGGUGGGCCACCAGUCCUCAGUCUGAGCCUGUCCUUAUUGGUGGCCUGGUGUCUUGUUGCUGCUUUCAUGAUUAAUGGGCUCAAGUCCACUGGGAAGGUAAUGUAUCUCUUGGUACCAGUCCCCUAUCUCAUCGUCCUUUGUCUCCUAAUCCGGAGUCUCCUGCUGGAUGGGGCGGUAUUUGGCCUUCGACAUUUGGCAUCUGCCAAGAUAUCGGCUAUGUACAACAUGAAUGUGUGGUGCCGAGCAGGGACCCAAGUCUUGUUUGCCUUGGGCCUAGGCUUUGGCCCCGUUGUCGCCAUAUCCUCGCACAUGCACCCAUCAAACAACUGUCUCCAUGAUGCCUUUCUUGUGGCUCUUGUCAACCUGGUCACCAUGCUGCUUUUCACACCUUUUUUCUUCUCUCUCCUGGGCUUCCGGGCCACAGUCAUCACGCAGCACUGCAGUGAAAAGAGUGCUGAAAUACUUAUGAACCUGGUAGCCACGAGGAAGCUGCCUCCUGAGGCUCAGCCCCCUCUAAACCUGUUUGACCGCCCUACCUCUAUCUUCACCUCCUGGCUCAAGAGCCUUCCCCAUCCCAUCAAGAGCAUGGUCCUCAGCCACGUGCCAGAGUGCAGCUUAGAGCAACAAUUUUUGAAGGUUAAGGAGGGCCCAAGCUUUGCAUUCCUGGCCGUCACUGAAACCAUGUCAUUCAUUCCUGGGUCUGUCUUCUGGUCCAUCCUCUUCUUCCUGAUGUUGCUGAUCCUGGAGCUGAGCACCACAAUAGGGAACAUGCAGGGUAUCAUUACCCCCCUCCAGGACACCUUUUCUUGUUUCAGGAAAUAUACAAAGCUGCUUACAGUGGUUGUCUUUGUGCUCAUGUUCCUGUGCGGCCUCUUCUUCAUUCGACCUUCAGGCAUCUACUUCUUCAAACUGCUGACUGAAUACUGGAUAGUCCUCCCCAUAAUCAUCAUCGUCAUAUUUGAAAACAUGGCCGUGGCCUGGGCCUAUGGGGCCAGGAGGUUCCUUGCAGACUUUGCGAUCCUGUGGGACCGCCCCAUCUCUCCCAUCAUUCGAUGGCUGUGGUGCUGUCUGUCUCCAAUUCUACUGCUAGUCCUGUUGGUGACUACUCUGAUUCAUCUGUUUCUGAAGAGCUUCACCUAUGUGGCCUGGGACUCAAGCACUUCAAAAGAGGUGCUUCGACAAUACCCAUCAUGGGGGCUGCUCGCGAUGAUUGCCCUUGUUAUCAUUGGCAUCCUCCCCAUCCCCACAUACUUUGUAUACUGCCUCACCCAUGGGAUUCCCUUCAAUGUCACGAGCUGGCACAAGUCUAGGAUAUCCUCCAGAUGCCUACCCCUAAGUGUCCAACUAUCACCCAUUAAAGAGGUCCAGAGUGAGGAAAUCCUACAAGAUGAAACUGAAUUGCGAUCAACCUGUUUUGUGACUUCCUAACUUCAUUUAUUUGUCCUGACAUCACAUAUCCCUCAAAACAGAUCUAACAAGCAACUCUUAAUACCAACUUGAGACUGUUGGUGUCCAUGGACCCAGAACUACUUUUAUUCCCAAGAGAAUAUUUGGGGGCUCAUGGGGCCUGGUUUUCAGCCCCCCCUCCAAGACCCCACCUUCCUGGGUUACCACUGUCAUUGUGUUUUCCCCAUCCCCUUCCUCAGUAUAUACACAUGCCCAUCAUUGUAUACACCAUUGAUAAUGCCUACCAAACCUGCUUCUUGCCUGGUCUGCCCCGCCCCUGCCGUGGAGCUGGAGCAGUAAUGCUGUUGGUCAAUAAAUCAGUCCGCUGGGACUCUAA